UCUAUAAGAUUAGGACAUUCGUCCAAGGUCCUGUGAGCUAUCUAAGGUCAUUAACCACUUCUGAAGCAAACAAUAGUUUGACAAGUUGAAACACUCCUCCUGUUUUCGAACAUUUUGUCACAAGUGGCUUAGUGGACAUUUUAUUUGCUGCAAUGAUCAGAAACAGGUCUUCUGCCUGCUUGGUAAUUCUGCUGCUGAGCUUGUCUGAAACGGCUCACAGUGGCAACAUACUGGUUCUUCCUGGUGAAUACAGUCACUGGCGCAACAUGCAUGUCAUUGUUGAGGAGCUCAUGGACCGGAAUCACAGCGUGACCGUUCUGACACACUCUGCCUCACCUACACUGAAACAUAGCCAAAAGGACAGGUUCAACUUCAUGUCUUUUCAAAUCGACAUGGAACAACAGGAGGCAGACAACUUUUGGCAGAGCUUUAUCAGUGUGUGGAUGGAUGAAAACACUACCAGCUUUCAAAAGCUGAUCUUGUUUUGGAACAUGAUGUCCAGGAUGUCUCAUUAUACACAGGCUGUGUGCAAUGGAAUGCUUGGUAACAGAGAUCUUGUGACUUUGCUGAAGGAGUCGCAUUUCGAUGUGCUCCUGUAUGACCCUAUGAUGCCAUGUGCUGACAUGAUGGCCGAAGCUCUCGAGCUGCCCAGUGUGAUGUCUCUCCGAGUCUCUUUUGCAUAUAAUCUGGAGCGACUCUGUGGGCAGAUGCCCGCUCCACCAUCUUAUGUACCUGCAGCUGCCGCUCAGGGGCAUCUCACUGAUCACAUGGACUUUACAGAGCGAUUAGAGAACAUGCUACUAUACAUCAUACACACAUCGAUGAUGAUACUUCAGCAAAAGUUAAGCUUUGAUAGAUAUUUCAGCGAAUUAACUGGCAAACCCACAACACUAUGUGAGACUAUGGGCAAAGCUGACAUCUGGUUAAUCCGAACUUAUUGGGACUUUGAAUAUCCACGGCCGCUCCUCCCAAACUUCAAAUUUGUUGGUGGAUUACACUGCAAACCUGCAAAACCUCUACCAAAAGAGAUGGAGGAUUUUGUCCAGAGCUCAGGAGAUGAUGGGAUUGUAGUGUUUUCACUAGGCUCCAUGAUAAAAAACAUCACCAAAGAGAGAGCGAACACCAUCGCUUCAGCACUCGGACAGAUUCCCCAAAAGGUCUUGUGGCGAUACACUGGCGAGAAACCAGAAACUCUUGCUCCUAAUACAAGAGUCUAUGACUGGAUUCCUCAGAAUGAUUUACUAGGACAUCCUAAAACCAAGGCUUUCAUCACCCAUGGAGGGACUAAUGGAAUAUAUGAAGGUAUUUAUCAUGGAGUUCCCAUGGUGGGUCUGCCACUGUUUGCUGAUCAGCCUGAUAAUCUCAAUCACAUAAAAACCAAAGGAGCUGCUGUGAUGCUUGACUUCAACAAAAUGGAUUCCAAGGACUUGAAGCAGGCUGUCAAUGACGUCAUUAACAAUCCAUCCUACAAGGAGAGCAUGAUGAGACUAUCUCGAAUCCAUCAUGACCAACCGAUGAAGCCGCUAGACCAGGCUGUAUACUGGAUCGAGUUUGUGAUGCGCCAUAACGGGGCCAAGCACCUGAGAGUCGAAGCCCAUAACCUCACGUGGUAUCAGUACCACUGCUUGGACGUUGCUGCCUUCCUACUUUCUGUAAUUGCACUAGUUGUGUUCAUCUUUGUGAAAACGUGCAGAUGGCUCUUCCGGAAAUGUUGCAGAAAGACACCAGCAAAGAGCAAGAAAGAGUGAACCAUGUGUAGAUAAGCGUUUUUUUCCUGUUUAUACAGUACAGUAAUUAUGUUCAGGUUUACUUUGAAAUGAUUCCAACACUACUGAGAACAAAGCAAUCAUUUAGCUUUAUUGCUGGAAAUGUAAACUUGUCUGCUCUUUUUUUAAUCAUUCAGAAAGAAUUGAUCAAAUUAGGAGCUGUGUUCUUUUCAUCAUCUCAGCUGGAGCUGUGAGGUGAAGAGCAGAGCACAAGCCUUUAAAUGUCACAUAUACUGUACAACACAGUAAAACAUUUUUCUUUGCAUAUCCCAGCUUGCCAGUAAGAUGUGGUCAGAGCAUAGGGUCAGAGAGGUUUAAUGGACUCAUUUAAAGGCGCAUGAUUGGUAGCUUGAAGGUGUUAGGCCAGGGGUCUCCAACAGGUCACUUGCGGGCAACCCACUUCUAAGUAGCUCGCCUAAAGUUUCAUAGAAUAUGUACAAACCCAAUAAAAUCAAAUGAACUCAAUAAACCUGUUUGAAUUUCAUCCUAAUCAAACUCACAGACGUCCUGCCACUUUCCGGUGUUGUACCGAAGUCUGGCUAAUCAUGCUCCUCCGCACGUGCACACACAUCACACCACACAGUUUAAUACAACCGUUCAUCAAUGGAUUUCACACACAGCUAGCACCAAGACCAUACAUAAACUUAAAUUCAUGAGCACAAACUGAAGAAGUUUGGAUAAUUGAUAAAGAAAACACAUGGCAGAUCCAUUCAACCUGGAAGCUAUUGGAGAUUCGACAACGUUAGAAAUAAAGCUACGAUCCUGACAAAGGAAAAGCGGUGAAUGAAUCUAUCCUGCUUCACGAAUAUACAGGACGAGUGAGCUGUAGACAUUUCUUAUUCGUUUUAAAGUAAUAUUUCCCAUUGCACAUGCAUAUGAAUGGCAUAAAAACACUAUUAUUCAAUCACAUAAAGUCCUGGACCACUUCAGGUCUCUGUUUUCAAAAUUACUAUUACCUUCAGUAUUGAAGGUGUUUAAUUUUUUAUUUUUUACGAAAAGAGUCUUUUUCAGUCUUGCUGAGGCCAUCAGGGUGAUGUGCCAUGGGACUUGUAAGUAAAGAUUCGCUGAUAAAUAACAGAAAGCAUGUGACUGAACGAAAUCAGACAAUAAUAACUGACAAAUCUAGUCAGCAAACCCGUUUUGAUGAACUCAACUCGACAAUAAACAUACUGCUUAUGUGAAUUUAUUGCAAAAUAUGACUGAUAUUGACCUUUGGUUUAAAGUUCACACAAAAAAAUAGCUUCUUCAACUGGUUUGGUUUAUGGCAAUAAGCUGUGUAAAUGAAUGUUACUAACAAUAUGACAUGAGAAGUUUUCGGGCACCUUCAUUUUGUCAAAGUAGCUCUUAGAAGGAAAAAAAACUUUGGAGACUCCUGUGUUAGAGUUCGAAUCCCCAACCUUCUUAUCAGUAACCCAGAGUCUUAACCGUUGAUGAGGUUGUCCACUGUACCACUGUGUCAGAUUUGAGGGUGUGAAUGAGUAAGUAGAGUUACCACAGUCCUGUCUGAGAUUUAUACCAGUUAUCCAUGUUGUCAGUGAGGACCUUUGUUACUGCCACAUCAGCAAAUCAGAGCCAUCUUCCACUUCCACCAACUGUUUUCUGAAAGAUCGCCU
Hemibagrus wyckioides is the source of this 3379-nucleotide messenger RNA. RefSeq names its product UDP-glucuronosyltransferase 2C1-like. Bases 153 to 1748 code for a protein of 531 amino acids. The transcript is spliced from 6 exons. NCBI's taxonomy places the organism in Eukaryota, Metazoa, Chordata, Actinopteri, Siluriformes, Bagridae. Gene Ontology annotation, molecular function: hexosyltransferase activity; UDP-glycosyltransferase activity. The record is from RefSeq and is a predicted model, not a curated record.